GGGCCAGAGAUGCAACAGGAGGCAGGUGGGGAGGAGGCUCCGAAGGCCAACAGCCCAGCAGGGAAGAAAGGCAAGAAGAAGCAGGGCCAGGGCAAGUGCAUGGCGAAGGAGGACGAGGCAGCAGCCACUAAGGACCACAGAAGGCCCGCCCCUCAGAAGAAGAAGUGGAAACACUCGGAAGUUGAAGUGGAUUCUAAGAAGAAAAAGGUGACAGUCCCAGGAGACUCUGAGGAUGGAGGACAAGAGACCAGGAGGUCCCUGCUAAAGGGCAUUCUUUUCUGUCCUUUCAGGGCCUGAAAAAUGAGUGACCACCUAAGAAUGGGGCCAUCAUGGGAGGAAUGAGCUCUGCUGCCCCAGAUCUCAGUGCGUUUUCUGACUUGGGACCUCAAGAGCUAUUUUUUUUUUUUUUUUUAACUCCACAUAAUUCCAAGUUUUCUUCUCUGCCUUCCCCUCUGGAAGGAUAGUGAUGCAGAAAAUGCCCCAGCAGCAUUCAAAAGCCCAACCUGUGAAGUCAUCAUGAAAUACAGAAAGCAGGUGGGCUGGUGUGGUUGGGUUGGGAGCCUGACACCCUAGCAUCCUCCCUGUCCUGAUGCUUGGGGAGCAGUGGAAGUGGGGGCAGAUGGGGGAGACAGACUGAGCCCCUAG
Molecule: messenger RNA, 645 nt
Organism: Octodon degus (degu)
Lineage: Eukaryota; Metazoa; Chordata; Mammalia; Rodentia; Octodontidae
Product: cell growth-regulating nucleolar protein-like
Exons: 2
Coding region: 10-297 (95 amino acids)
Source: RefSeq, a predicted model, not a curated record